This is a messenger RNA of Vespula pensylvanica (western yellowjacket), 2600 nucleotides long. It is a transcript of the gene VGAT, whose product is annotated as vesicular inhibitory amino acid transporter. Gene Ontology annotation, cellular component: vacuolar membrane. Lineage: Eukaryota; Metazoa; Arthropoda; Insecta; Hymenoptera; Vespidae. Gene Ontology annotation, biological process: amino acid transmembrane transport. Gene Ontology annotation, molecular function: amino acid transmembrane transporter activity. The transcript is spliced from 4 exons. Bases 499 to 2100 code for a protein of 533 amino acids. The record is from RefSeq and is a predicted model, not a curated record.
GUUGUCUCUGAAAAAAAAAAACCGCAGAGACGAACCUGAAACGAGAUGUAGUAUCUUAUCAUAUCAUGGACCGCGAGUGGAUGAUCGAUCGAGCCCUGCGCGUUCGAGGGAUGCUGGCCAUAUUCCCCGAUCUUCCAAUCCCAGUAGCGAACAACCCUCCCUUGGUCAAUGCGACGAUUAAGGGGUUCGUGAUUAGGAAUUCGACGAUCACCCAUAGACAGCCAUGCUCUGGUUGUGUUCCUUGUAGUUUAGUUAAAUCAUUUUCAAAUCCAUUUUCUUCUUAUUCCAUUCAUGGAUCUUUAUUCUCAAAUUAAGGAUCAAUUUUUAGAUUAGUUCCCUUGUCAAUCGUUUUUCCUUGUACAACGAGAAGAGGACCGAUCGUGUCUUCUUCAAAAAGAAGAAGAAGAAGAAGAAGAAGAAGAAAGUUCGACCUUCUAGUUUAAUUUCAUCGGAGAAAGAAGAAAUAAUUCGAUUUCAUUCGAAAAAAAAUCUUUCAAGAUGACUAGUUUCCGAGGAUUUUAUAUACCGUCCUUCGGAGCGACAGUUAACGUUGCUUGGGAGACAUUAAAAGCGAAAUGGCCAGAAAAUAGUCCAUGUAUGGAAUUAAUCCGUGGUACCGGCAUGACUGGUCAAGGUGAUCCUCAAGCUCGUACCGGCGAUUUCAAAUCUUUUGGAGAAGGUGAAGAUAAUACCGAGAUGACGACAAUGAAUGGUGAACAAGCAUAUAGAGAACAGAAUAACGUUGCUAUUGCUGAGGAUUCUUUUAGUUAUCAGAGAAAUGGAGAUAAAGCUAGAACAGGAAGUUUGAGCAGUGGAGAGUUUAGCGAAUAUGACGAAGGUGGUGGUGAAUUUGGUGGCUCUGGUGUAAAGAUUAAUGAAUGGCAAGCAGCAUGGAAUGUUACCAAUGCCAUUCAGGGAAUGUUCAUCGUAUCCUUACCAUUCGCAGUCCUGCGAGGAGGCUAUUGGGCAAUCGCAGCAAUGGUCGGUAUUGCACAUAUCUGUUGUUACACUGGUAAGAUUCUCGUCGAGUGUUUGUAUGAGUUCGACACAGUAACAGGGCAGCGUGUAAGAGUACGAGAUUCUUACGUAGCCAUUGCCAAAGAAUGUUUCGGUCCAAGAUGGGGUGCAAGGGCAGUAAACAUUGCACAAAUAAUAGAAUUGUUGAUGACCUGCAUCUUAUACGUUGUUGUAUGUGGUGAUUUAAUGAUCGGCUCUUUUCCCGAAGGUGCUAUCGAUACAAGAAGUUGGAUGAUGCUGAUAGGCAUAUUUUUACUUCCUCUUGGCUUUCUCAAAUCUUUGCAACAUGUAUCAAUGCUCAGCUUUUGGUGUACAAUGUCUCAUCUUUUCAUAAAUUUCAUUAUCGUUGGUUACUGCAUCUUGGAGAUAGGUGAUUGGGGAUGGUCUAAAGUUAAAUGGACUAUCGAUAUGAAAAACUUUCCAAUCUCACUUGGUGUAAUUGUAUUCAGUUAUACCUCUCAAAUCUUUCUGCCAACAUUAGAAGGGAAUCUGAUAGAUCGUUCCAAGUUCAAUUGGAUGUUAAAUUGGAGUCAUAUAGCUGCUGCAGCCUUUAAAUCUCUCUUUGGAUGGAUUUGCUUUCUGACUUUUCAGAACGAUACGCAACAGGUGAUCACGAACAAUCUUCAUUCACCUGGCUUCAAAGGUUUAGUCAAUUUUUGUCUGGUAGUUAAAGCUGUAUUGUCUUAUCCUCUUCCAUAUUAUGCUGCUUGUGAACUCCUCGAAAGAGCAUUUUUCAGAGGUCGACCUAAAACAAUUUUUCCUACAAUCUGGACAGUCGAUAGAGAACUUAAAGUUUGGGGUUUAGCAUGGAGAGUUGGUGUAAUUGUCUUCACCAUUCUUAUGGCUAUAUUCAUACCGCAUUUCAGUAUUCUCAUGGGCUUCAUUGGCUCCUUCACCGGCACUAUGUUGUCCUUCAUAUGGCCUUGCUAUUUUCAUCUUAAACUUAAAAGAAAUUCUAUGGAAUGGAGUGCUGUGGCAUAUGAUUGUUUUGUCAUCUUUUUAGGCAUACUCUUUGGGGUAAUUGGGGUAUAUGACUCUGGCACUGCUUUGAUUGAUGCCUUUGAAAUUGGCUUACCCUUUUAAAUGAUUCAUAUAAUAGUCUUAUUGCUUUCAUUUUUUCAUUCAUCUCAUUCUGAGCUUGAGAAAUGUUGAACCGCAAAUUUUCAUUGAUCCUAAUGGGACAACAAAAUGUAUAGUAUCUUCUGGAAAUAGAAAGAUAGACAAAUUUUUAAGGAUAAACAAAAGUUCGUCAUAACGUGCAAUAAGCGAUCAAAUUUCUCAAUCAUCUGAUUUCAUCCUAACUCUUUCAACGAUCUUCAAAAUGAUUACAGUUAGAUUCAUUGAAAUCUAACAAAUCAAGUGUCUUCCAUUUAAGAUCGCUUAGAGUUCUGUCAUAAUUAGAGAUAUUUUGAUGAUAUAUUGUAUAUUUAAAUUCAACCAGAACUGACAUAUCUAACAAUAUGCAAAAUAAAAAAAAGAAUAAAAAAAAAACAUUUUACAGUUUCAGAAAUCUGAACUGUUCAUUGACCAUUGAAUAAAAAAAAAAAAAAAAAGGAAAAGAAAAGAAAAGAAAAAAAAAAAGA